AUGACAACAUCGAACUUUGAUGAAUACGCUCGGACUCAGAUAGAUGAGUUAAAAUUAUUGGGUAGCGAAACGCAUACAUCAGUUAUAUUCAAACUCGACUCGGCAUCAUUUAAUGAAGAAGCGAAAGAACAUAUUAUAAUUGGACGAAUAUUUCCGCAUUCAGAUAUUUUUAAAGAGGGUGCAUUUCAAAUUCAAAUAAAAGUACCACCCUACUAUCCAUUAAAUACACCAAAAGUAAAAUUUAUAACUCCUAUCUAUCAUCCUAGUGUGAACAACGAUGGUGAGUUUCAUCAUGAAUUAUUAUUGAAAACCGCCUGUUGGACUUCUAAAACAACGUUGAAAGAUAUAGUCAAAGCUAUUGUUGAGCGUAUCGAUGCAGCUGAAGUCUAUUGUUUCAAAAACUGUGAAGUUGCUGAAGAGUAUGUAAAAGAUCGAAUGGGAUUCAAUCGUAAGGCACUGGAAAUGGUCAAACAGUUUGCAUUACCACGAAACUAG
Messenger RNA from Rotaria socialis, 495 nucleotides. The record is from the annotation of a GenBank genome assembly. NCBI's taxonomy places the organism in Eukaryota, Metazoa, Rotifera, Eurotatoria, Philodinida, Philodinidae.